Messenger RNA from Argiope bruennichi, 5067 nucleotides. It is a transcript of the gene Pez, whose product is annotated as tyrosine-protein phosphatase non-receptor type 21-like. The transcript has 22 exons. NCBI's taxonomy places the organism in Eukaryota, Metazoa, Arthropoda, Arachnida, Araneae, Araneidae. Gene Ontology annotation, biological process: protein dephosphorylation. Gene Ontology annotation, cellular component: cytoskeleton. Bases 117 to 3248 code for a protein of 1043 amino acids. Gene Ontology annotation, molecular function: protein tyrosine phosphatase activity. The record is from RefSeq and is a predicted model, not a curated record.
AACAGAUGUUAAGCUUUGUAAACAACAUGGAAGCAACGGUAUAAAAUAAAUUGUAAUGGGAUUUAAAAUUUUGUUUUUAGACCCCUUCAAAUGUGCCAAUGGAUUUUGACUGAGCAAUGCCUUUCAAGCUAAAGCUGAAAAAGAGCCGGCAAUACAAUGUUUCUUCCAAGAAUCUCUUUGUGCUUUCAGUUGAGCUUCUGGAUAAUACAACAGUGGAAUGUACUCUCUCAGCACAGAGUUUGGGCCAGGAAUGCCUUAAUAAUGUCUGUCAAAGGUUGGGGCUGAUGCAGCCUCAGUAUUUUGGACUUCGAUUCCUGUCCAAGAAAGGAACAUAUUGGUGGGUGGAGCUUCAACGUCCUCUCAAAAGGCAGCUGGAUAAAUAUGCCCAAGACAGCUAUAAUCUUUAUCUUGGGGUCAUGUUUUUUGUGUCUGAUGUCAAUAUUCUGCAUGACGAGGUUACCAGGUACCACUAUUUUCUUCAGCUGAAGUCAGAUAUUCUCAAGGGUAAACUAGGCUGCAAUGAAGAGCAGACAAUUCUUUUUGCAAGCUACAGCCUGCAAGCUGAAUUUGGUGAUCAUGAUCCAGAAAGGCACACCACAGAAUAUUUGACAAAUUUUGGUUUAUUACCUGAGGCAAUGGUUCAAGGUAAAGAAAACCAAGAGGCCAUUCUGGAACGUGUGAUUCAUAGCCAUCGCAGUUUGCAGGGCAUGUCCCAAUCGUUAGCAGAAGUAUACUAUAUCAUGGAAGCACAAAAACUUAACGGAUAUGGACUCGAAUGUUUUGCUGCAAAGGACAGUUCUGGCAGUGCAAUCAUUCUUGGUGUGUCAUUAAUGGGAAUCUAUAUAUGGUAUUUAAACAAUCAGCCAGUCGUUUAUUUUCCUUGGGAUCAAAUUCUUAACUUGGUGCACCAUAAGCGAUAUUUUGGAAUAGAACACAGGAACAGCAGAAAAGUUUUACAGUCACAAUUAGAAGAUGCCCAUCUUGCAAAAUAUGUUUGGAAAACAUGCAUUCAGCAGCACAGUUUCUAUACAAAGAAUGAAGGUCUCAUAAGUUCAUCUCCAGAACAAUUACCUGAGACCAGACCUCCAAAUUUAACUCCAAAUGUGCCCCCUCGCAAACCAUCUGUAGCUAAAAUGGAAACAAGAUCCCAGCAUACUAUGCAAGAAAGCCAGGAUUCAUUAGAUGGCCUGGGUGUGUAUUACACUGAUGGUCGUUACAGUGAGAGAAUUACAACUCCAAGAAGUGGCAGCCAGUUGCUAGAGGGAAGUCAGAAGGAUCUCCCCUCUACAAGUCUUUCCUCCCCUCACACAAGCAACUUAUGUAUUUCCACUUCUUCACAAAAUGUGCUCAACCAGCCAAUUUUCGCACAGGAUUGUACUUCCGUCCCAUCGCUGCGUCGCACAUCCUCUUCUGACACUUCCCUCCAUAGGAGCCAAGUUAGUGUGCAAGAGGGAGGAGGUCAGGACACCAAGCCAAUUGGUGCUGUGUUGCCCAUGUACAGACAAGCUCCGGAUUACGACACAGCUGUCAGGCUCAAAUAUGGUAUUCAAAGUUGCAGUACAGGAGACAUGUCAACUAGUCAUUUACUUCAGUCUCUUGUUGGCAAUGGAAGUCAGGCAGAAAUGCCUACUGACCAACACCAGUCAUAUAGCCAGUACAAGAACUAUGCUGACCUCUCCCAUCUUGAAAGCACUAAUCAAAAUGUAGCCAAUCCUAAUAUCUUACUUAGAUGUCCUGAAUUUGUUCAUACAUAUAGUACCCCAGAUUUACACUCCCCAACUGGAGGUGUAGUGGAGCAACAGGUGCUGUAUCAUUUUAAGCCUCCCCCUCCUUACCCUUAUAAACAACGUUCCAGUUCCAGUACUCCAGAUUUAACACGCAAUUCCUGUGCUGCCAAUCCUCAAGCCUCAACUGCUGCUAGUCCUAGGAGACAAUCCGAUAUAAAUCCCACAAUCUCAUAUGAGCCAGUUCCCAUCAGUGGUGCCAAGAUUGUAACUUCCAAUCCUAUUCAACAUCAGACUAUUGCCUCUUCUCAAAGAGUUCAUUCCCAUACCAGCCUUCCAACUCACUCUUAUGAAAAUUACAAUCCUUUAUUGGCAGCUUCGCAUCCAAUUGGUGGUAACCAACCCCUGCCCCCAGUGAUGUACUCAUCUCCCCCUGUAGAGUCUCUACAACCCACUGUUGAGCCAAAUGUAGCCCUAUCUCAUGGAAUGUAUCAUUCUCCACCAACAGAAUCACUCUCAUCUAAAGCAGAGGCUUUAAUUAGCAAGAAGUCAGAAGAUAGUCAUCUGAUGGGGCCUAUGUUGAUAGCUGCCAUGAAUGGAUUGAGUUUGUCCAGACCGAGUGUAUUUGCAACACAAGCAGAAGAGACGCAGAUUCCUAAUGAUACUAGAAUCCAUGCUCUGGAGAGUCGGUUGGCAGAGGGCCAAGUGUUUCUUGAGUUUGAAAGAAUACCCAAGAGGAAGCCAAAUGCAGAUUUCUCUACUGCCCUUCUACCUGAAAAUGCAUCUCGCAACCGCUUUAAAGAUGUCUUUCCCUAUGAGGAAAACAGAGUUCGACUGACACCUACUUCAGAAAACAGAACUGGAUAUAUAAAUGCAUCUCAUCUCAGUAUAUCCUUGGGAACCAGCCAGAGGUUUUACAUUGCAGCUCAAGGACCUCUUCCAAACACGUUAUAUAGUUUUUGGCAGAUGAUAUGGGAACAUAAUGUAUUGGUUAUUGUCAUGCUGACGGAAGUACAGGAACAGGGGCGAGACAAAUGUUUUCCAUAUUGGCCCCAGGAAAAUGGAAGCAAAUUGCAAAUUGGAGAAUUCCAGCUUGUACGUAACUUCAGCAUGAGCUCAGCCACAUAUGUUACAUGUUCACUGACUUUAUGCCAUGUCCCCUCCCAGCAACAACGUUCUCUGUGGCAUAUUCAGUAUACUGAUUGGCCUGAUCACAGCUGCCCACAAGAUACUCAGGGGUUUAUUGCUUUCAUGAAUGAAGUGGAUGCCGUCCGUCGACACAGCCUGAGUGUCCAGGAAGUGUCUCCAGUGGUUGUGCAUUGCAGUGCAGGGGUAGGACGUUCAGGAGCUGUCAUUCUUACUGACAUCAUGCUGUUUUGCUUAGACCAUAAUCUGCCUGUAGAUUUGCCCAAAGCUUUGACCCAUCUCCGCUUCCAACGUAUGCUGACUGUGCAGACUUUGGCUCAGUACAAAUUUGUGUACAGUGUGCUCAUUGAAUACCUCAAGAACUCCCGGCUCAUAUGAGAAGACUUCUCAUCAAUGGGCUUUCAUCCAUGUUCUAUUUGUAAAAAAAGAAAAAAAAAAAAGUGUUUCAUUUUCUUGAAAACUGUAUCUUAAUGUUUUUUGUGUUUGUGAUGCUGAAAAAUUUCAUCUCAAUUAUGACCCUGUGAAUUAGUUAUUUUAGAAUGUUGAACAUGUUUUUAUUGUUCUUAAUGUCUUAGGCUUUGAUUUUUUUUUUUUUUUUUUUUUUUAGAUGUUGAUGUGUUUAUGAUGGUGAUUUUUUAAAUUUAUUAUCCAUUCAUGACAAUUUUUAAAUAUUCUGUAGUUUUCUGCAAGUUUAGCAGUUAAAUGAAAUUUUUUCCAUUCUUUUUAAAAAGUACGUGUUGCUUAAAUCAUUUACUUCGGUAAAAUUCAUACAUGGACAUGAGUUUUCAUUUGAAUAAUUGUAUUCUUGUUCUGAAACAAUUUCUCUUGGAAAUUACCAAAAUCAUUUGCACUUAUUUAAAAAGAGAAUAACCCUGUAGUAGUUGUAGAUUUAAAAAAUAAUCAAACAACAAAAAGACCCCCCCCCCUUUGUGCUACUUAGACAUUUUCUCAAAUGAUUUUCAUAAUUUAAAACCAUCCCCAAACACUUUUUAUUGUUAGUGCCAAUGAUAGAUAGUAAAUCUACUAUGCUUAAGUAAUUUUGUCCAUAAAGUAAUUAAUUAUUGAAAUGCUGGUUUUAAAAUAUUUUCUCUCCAAGUUUUAAUACAUAAUUGAAAGUUAUAUUGAAAAUAAAGUGCCAUGAUACUUGGAUAUUUUAAUAAUGAAUUAUUGAGAUAUAUGAUGCAAUAACUGUAAACUAUUUAACUAUACAAAUAUUUUAAAAUUACAAUAAAAAAUUAAUCAGAAAUGUUUGAAAUUCUUUUGAUUUUAUGAAUAGCCGAACAUAUUAAGUGCUAUUGUGUUAAUAAACUGUUAUUAGUUAAAAUAUUGCUUCAAAGAUAAAAUGCAUGGCUUAUGCAGUCAGUAAUUUGUAUUAAAAAGAAUAUACAUUAAUCUAUUUUUAAAAUACAUUUCAGCAUAUUUAAAUUAAAUUUAUAAUUUUAAAUUUCUAUUCUCUAACUCCUUAAGCUAUCUGAAGAAUACUUAACAAUUUAUAAUCUGUAUCAUGUCAUAUAUGUUUUACAUUUUAACUGUAUUAUUUUUUAUUCAAUUGUUGUUGUUGUAGUAGUAGUAGUAGUAGUAGUAGUAACAAAAUAAUAAUACAAAAAAUCUGAUGUAAAAUUACAUUUUAUAAAAUAUUUUAGCAUAAUUUUUUCAUCACUGCAAGUAUAAAUUUGAAAUACAUUUAAUUAUCCAGUAAAAUUUAUAUAAAACUUGAAUUUUUUUUUUGAGAUAUCUGUUAAAAUUUCUAUGUGAUCAUGCUUACCAAAGAAUCAUAGCACUUUUUUUUUUACAAUUAAAAAAAUUACUGUGAUAAUACUUUUCAGCUAUUUUGUUAUUUAUUAGAAACUUUGUAUCAAUUAAAUGACCUGUUUAUGAAAUUGAAAUGACAAUUAAUGUAUACUAAUUAACUGCUGAUUAUUUUUUGUGAAAUUGUAUUUACUGUUAAUAUUUUCAAGCAAAAAGCAUGAAUGGAUUUACUGAAAGCAUUUAAAACAUUGAAACAUUGUGUCUGUGAUAUCUUUAAAAAAUAUACCUUGAAAACUGGUGUUGCUAAACAUUUUACUUGUAUAUUUUGCAUAUAAAACACUAUUUAUUGAAGUUGGAAUCAUCAAAAAGUAUUUAUUGGUCUUGUAAAAUAACUGUGACUGUUGAACCACUUUGUAUUAUACAAAUAAACUAUUCCUCUGAAAAAAAA